This is a messenger RNA of Patiria miniata (bat star), 3250 nucleotides long. Its product is annotated as eukaryotic translation initiation factor 4 gamma 2-like. The record is from RefSeq and is a predicted model, not a curated record. Lineage: Eukaryota; Metazoa; Echinodermata; Asteroidea; Valvatida; Asterinidae. Gene Ontology annotation, molecular function: protein binding; translation initiation factor activity; mRNA binding. Gene Ontology annotation, cellular component: eukaryotic translation initiation factor 4F complex.
CUUCUACAUAUUUUGUAUAGUAAGAGCGGCUUGAAUCAAGACAAAGUGGAAGGCCCGGGAGAAGUAGGUGGCGCUUCUCAAGCUUUCCCUCAGCGAAGGCAACAAGAGACGCCACGACAAUACCCCAACAAAAGUAACUACCAUGAACCUGUGUUAAGCAACAAAGGCAGUGGACUACGGAGUAGUAGCAGCGGAACUGGAAGGACCCAUCAGAGAUGGGUACCACCGAGCUCAUCCAACAGACCUGAAUAUCACACCAAUCAAGAAAGGCAUAAUCCCAUCUUUAGGCGUGUUAGAGGGAUCCUGAACAAGCUCACCCCUGAAAAGUUUGACAAGCUGGUUCUGGAGCUGCUCAACGUGGGAAUCGACUCCAAAGUCGUGCUCAAAGGCAUCAUUCUACUGGUAUUUGACAAAGCAUUAGAAGAACCCAAGUACAGCACUGUAUACGCUCAGCUAUGUAAGCGACUGGACGAGGACGCUCCUAGUUUUGAGCCUCCGGGCUCAAACAUCAGAACUUUCCGGCGCCUGCUCAUCAACAAAUGUCAGGAUGAGUUCGAGAACAGGUCCCAAGCGUUUGCAGCCUUUGAUAACAAAAAUGGCAAUCUCACACCAGAUGAGGAGGAGCAACGACACAUCACCAAGCACAAGAUGCUGGGCAACAUCCAGUUCAUUGGUGAACUUGGCAAGCUUGAAAUGCUACACGAGUCCAUACUACACAAGUGCAUUAAACAGCUGCUGUUCAAGCGAAGCAGCGAAUCGUUACGAGAGAAGGCGGAGGACUUCGAGUGUCUGUGUAAGAUAAUGAAUACAGUGGGCCGGAGACUAGACCAUGACAAAGCAAGGUCUUGGAUGGAUCAGUAUUUUGAGCGCAUGAGCCGUUUCUCAGAUAUGCCAGAGUUGCCGGCGAGAAUUCGCUUUAUGCUGCAGGACUGCCUGGAGCUUAGACGCAACAAUUGGGUGGUGAGACACGCUGCUGUUGUGCAAGGUCCUAGGACUAUACGUCAGGUCCAUCAAGAUGCUUAUAAGGAUGCUGGCAUGUCACAUGACAUGGGGCGUUCCCAUGGUGAUUUCUUCGGCCCACUGAACGGUGAUCGAGGUUUGCAUGGUGCGUGGGAUUCCCGGGGAGGGGCAAUGAGCGACAUCUUCCUACAAGAUACAAUGUCUGGUAAAGUUGGCACCGGGCCCGGGACUAUCGAGAUGGAACCUUACUCAAACUUCAUGAUGCAACAGCAACAGCAACAACAGAUGAGAAACCCACAGCGUAACAUGGACAGACAAAACCAAGGAAACUACCAAGGUAACUACAACAAUCCCCCGCCACGCCUACAGCAGCAGAUGAAUCAACAGGGUAUGGGCAAGGAAGGGGGAGGUGGUGGGUACAUGGGCCAACGAAACAACCUGCCAGGCCAACGAGAAAACAAACCGCCACGAAUGACCAAGAUGAACUCUGAUCAGCUCAACCUCCGUCCCAACUCCAGCAGUAUGCUGCUCAAGCCCCAAGGGCCCAGCAUGCUACCCCCUAGCACCAAGAAGACCAUCUCCCAGCCCCCUAGCCUGGUCCCGCCCAAACCCAACAACCCUCCACCCUCUUCUCGGCAGCCUCCGGUCGAUAACCUUCAGUCUGGAUUCCCUCCGCUGAGCGUCAAGCAGACAACCAACGCUGAGCGUGGAAAGCAAGCAAAGAAACAAGCCCCAAGCAAGGAGGACUUGCUCAAGUCUAUGGAGACGUUGAUGAAGUCUUACUCGACCUCUGAUGACCUCACAGCCGCAGUGGACGGAUGGAAGGACAUGCGUGUACCCAGCGAGCAUGUCGCUGCCUUGCUGUGUAGCGUCAUGACAGACGCGCUGACCGAGGGCGACGCGGAGAGAGAAAGCGUUAAAAUUGAUCUCGGCACUCAAACAGCACGAUGCUAUCACAUCAGCACAGUUAUAGACGGGUUCACAUCCCUCCUGGAGCGUUCCACCGAUCUGGAAGCCGAGGUAGCACUGGUCAAGUCUCACGUGGCUGGCUACGCGGCCCGCGCCAUCGUCGAUGACGUAGCUCGCCUCGCCGACAUCGCUAAACCCUUGGAGUCCGGUUCCUACUACCCACUAUUCCUGCUGUGUUUUCAGAAACUUCAUAAGACAAAAGACAAGGAAUGGCUCGUCACUCUAUUCGGAGCCAGCAAAGUCAACAUGAUGCUGAUGCUGCCGGAGAUUGACCAGCACAAGGAACGCAUGAUGGACAUUCUUGAGGACAAGGGGCUGAGUUUCUUGUUCCCGUUGCUGAGGGUUCAGUCAGACAUCUGGAAGCAGAUAACUACAGAGCCGAACCCAUCCGCACUCUACAAAUGGAUCAAAGAUAAUAUCCCAGCUAAACUACACACUGACAAAGGCUUCAUCAAUGCGCUGGCAACAAGCAUCAUCAAGUUCGUGACUUCGCAGACCACUUUGGCCGAGGGCGUGGACCCCACCGCGCCCCCAGACAAAACCUUACUGGACAAGGAGAAAGCCCUGCUGGAGAAAUUCAAGGCCGUCUUGCAGAAGUUUGUACACGAGAGCGUCGCGUUGCAGCUCAGCGCGCUGUACGCACUGCAGGUGCAUUGCUACAACAGCGGAUUCCCCAAAGGGAUGUUGCUGCGUUUCUUUGUCAACUUCUACAACCUGGAGGUCAUCGAGGAAGAAGCCUUCCUGAAGUGGAAAGAGGACAUCUCAGAUGAGCAUCCGGGGAAAGGAAAGGCCCUGUUCCAGGUUAACCAGUGGCUGACGUGGCUGGCAACCGCCGAGGAAGAGGAGGACUCGGAAGACGAGGACCUAGACCAGUAGAGUAUUGCAGGCUGUCAUUGCCAUUUUGUGCACAUAGUAGUCGGGUGCCACGAUUGUGUGGCCAAUAGACAAUUUGUCAGUUUUGUUGGAGACUUAACCACGAAACAUUUUGAACCAUGUGAUGUUGUACCGGUGUCAACUGAAAGCAAUUCGAGUUUAAAAAAUUAAAAUAUGGAAUUCUUAGCUGUAGGACAUUUUGCAUUCCCAACCAUGUGAUUUUGAUCGAUGAAUUGAUAGAAUUGUAAGCAUUUUAAUUAUGGAUUAAUUGAUUACUAAUAUAAGCAAAUAUCUUCAGGUUCUGGGAACACAUUUGCCUUGCGUGUACGUAGUGGCUUUUGGAAAGUUUCUGUUGCCAGUAGAGAGUUUCAGUUAAUAACAGUGUCGGUGAUGUCAACUUUAUGCUGUGUUUGAAUGAUAUGGCUGGGGCUAUAAGGCCAAAAAAAAA